AUGUCGAACGGGAUCAACUCGACGAUGGGGGCACUCCUCUUGGGUGUGCUUUUCGGUUCGGUCGGGUUCGGGAUCACCACCGUACAGACGUUCCAAUACAUUAGAAAUUUCCCAAAUGACCACUGGCUUAUCCGAGCUACAGUGUACCUACUCCUUGGCCUUGACACCCUCCACGUUGCGUUUUGCUGGCAUAUGAUGUACCACUUCUUGAUCCUCAACUACAAUAACUCGCCUGCACUGGGUGUGGCACCAUGGAGCUUCAGCAUCUCUGUCGUUAUGACCGUUUUCAUAUCUGUUAUUGUACAAUGUUUCUAUGCUCGCCGGAUGUUCCUAUUGGGAAACCGCAAUUGGAUCUUGAUGAUACUGAUUGUUCUAGUAGCAAUUUCAAGGCUGGUCCUUGGUAUGAUUGUCGCGGUGUCGUUCUUCUUGCGCCCAUCCUUCGACGCCGCCUAUAAGGAUCUCGCUCCACAAAUUGGAUUGGCAUUGGGCCUCAGCACACUCAUAGACUGUUCCAUUGCCGGCUCCCUGGUGUACUAUCUCAGGAGCCACCGGACAGGUUUCAACACAACGGAUGGUUUCCUGGACAAGUUCACGUACUGGUCGGUCAGCAACGGUUUACUGACCAGCAUCGUCUCUGUUGCGAUCAUCAUACUUUUUAUCGUGCGGCCAGACCUGAUCUAUCUCGGGGUGUACAUCAUCCUCAGCAAACUGUAUAUCAACGCCCUCCUCGCAAACCUCAACUACAGGAAAGUGAUCCGCGGGCGCGGCGUCGACGACACCGACACGAUGGAUUUGUCGGGCUGGUGCGCCUCGUUACCGAUGUUUAGCUUCAGGAACUGGAGCGUGAAGGGGACGGUGAAGGGGACGGAUGGCUUGGUGCAGCCAUCGCCGAGUGGCGUGCAGAUUGUUACGAUGAUCACUACGGAUCGGGUGCAGGACCUUGGUGCUGAUGAGGAUCCGGACGUGGUCUUGGUUGUAGAGGACGACCGCGGGGCGGAUGCGAAGCCGGAAGGUCUCGAAAACGCUCUUGCGAGCGCUGCCGAAAAUGAUAACACCAGGAUCUUAGGACCGUGA
Molecule: messenger RNA, 1074 nt
Organism: Sparassis crispa
Lineage: Eukaryota; Fungi; Basidiomycota; Agaricomycetes; Polyporales; Sparassidaceae
Exons: 22
Coding region: 1-1074 (357 amino acids)
Source: RefSeq, a predicted model, not a curated record